AUGUCGAUCGUUGAGCCGAUUCUCGACGAGCAAAGUCGGGGAGUAGAUGUGGUUAUAGUCGGUACUGGACUCACCGAGUGCAUGCUGGGAGCGGCACUCUCGGCCAAGGGGAAGAAGGUGCUCCAGCUGGAUUCUAAUAGCUACUAUGGCGGAUCUUCGGCGUCGUUGUCACUUCGGGAUUUGCAGAGUUGGGCUGCUGAGGAACCGACCAGCGAGGUGGACAAUUUUGUGGCGCGUGACGCUGACUGUGAGGCCUUCAUUAAUGGGAUGUACUGUAAGAGCAAGAUGGUCGACCUUCUAUUGGAAAGCGGUUGUGGCGCGUACUUGGAGUUUCAAAAACUCAAAGAUUCGUUGAUGAUCUGGACAGAAGAGGAGCGUGGAGGAAAUGCAAGUGGGAGCAAGAUUGCAAGAUCGCCAUUACGUGUAGCUGAUACACUCACUGUGCCGGUUACUCGCCAGCAGAUCUUCAAACAUAAGAAAUUGUCGCUUCUUGAAAAACGGCAGUUGAUGAAGUUCAUCACCACGUCGGCUAAUCUAUCGCCGAAUUUGGCCUUUCAAAGUGCAGCGGCAGUGGGAACUGACACAUACAAUAGCGUUGAGGAAAAGCAAGAUUGCAAGAUUUUGCAAGAUCCUGUUUCUGAGCUGGAUUUGACAGCGUUACCGAGCAGAUUGUUGGAUGGUCUCAAAUACGCCGUUUGCCUUGAUUUAAACGAAGACAACUGGAAGGCGAAUAAGAGUGUUCGGCUGCAGAAUCGAUUAACUCAGUUUGUCCAGUCUUUGCAAGUCUAUGAUAGCGACGGAUGCGCCUUCCUGCUGCCCUCCUACGGCACAGGCGACAUCGUCCAAGCCUUCGCCCGUCGCUGCUCCGUGGAGUCCGGUCUUUACGUGCUGAGAUGCACCCCCAGCAAGGAAGGCAAAGAAGCAUCUUCGGCCACACUGGAGAGGGCUGCUGCUGCUUUGCUCGAUGAAACUUCAGCGGUUGUCCUUUUCAAAUUACUCUAUCGCUGUAUCGGUAAGGGUCAAGAGGAGACACAUCUAGAGGAGGUCUGCUCGAACGUCUUCAAAGUUCCUCAUGUGGAGGACUUCAACGUGGUGGCUUCUGAUGACUAUGCUGAAAAUGUGAUGCCGAGAGAACUGCUUGGGAGGAUACUCGGGGAAGACGACGACGGCGUCGUGUUAUUCGAUAAGGCUGCUGUGAGUGAGGAGUGA
This is a messenger RNA of Perkinsus marinus ATCC 50983, 1209 nucleotides long. RefSeq names its product rab gdp-dissociation inhibitor, putative. Gene Ontology annotation, biological process: protein geranylgeranylation; vesicle-mediated transport; small GTPase-mediated signal transduction. The record is from RefSeq and is a predicted model, not a curated record. Bases 1 to 1209 code for a protein of 402 amino acids. The transcript has 5 exons. Gene Ontology annotation, cellular component: cytoplasm; cytosol; nucleus. Gene Ontology annotation, molecular function: GDP-dissociation inhibitor activity. Lineage: Eukaryota; Perkinsozoa; Perkinsida; Perkinsidae.